Molecule: messenger RNA, 1838 nt
Organism: Papaver somniferum (opium poppy)
Lineage: Eukaryota; Viridiplantae; Streptophyta; Magnoliopsida; Ranunculales; Papaveraceae
Product: cytochrome P450 704C1-like
Exons: 6
Coding region: 156-1685 (509 amino acids)
Molecular function (GO): oxidoreductase activity, acting on paired donors, with incorporation or reduction of molecular oxygen; heme binding; monooxygenase activity
Source: RefSeq, a predicted model, not a curated record
AUUCCCAAGUUUGUCAGGGUGAUCAAGCCAACUACCCAGCGGUCCCAGCAGAAAAACAAAAACUGGGCAUAAAAGAAAGCAAGAAAAACCCAAAAAAGAUGGAGAGAUGCUGAAAAUUAAGAGAGCUUCAAGAUACAGUUGUAUUGGAAGUACUCAUGGAUUACUUCAGAAAUACCUUCUACUUUGCUUUCUCAGCAAUACUAGUGUUAAUUCUCGGAGUAUUAUUCAGUCGUCGCCGUCAAUUGUCAAAUGAUGAUAAGGUGAAGCGGAAGAAGAGAUACCAUCCGGUUGCUGGUACUAUGUUUAGUCAACUACUCAACUUCAAUACACUCUGGGAUUACAUGACAGAUCAGUGUUGCAGGUAUAAAACUUACCGGUUACUCAGUCCUUUCCGUAGCGAGGUUUAUACAUCUGAUCCUGCAAACGUUGAAUACAUACUCAAAACCAACUUUCAAAAUUACGGCAAGGGAUCGUACAACUACAACAAUUUGAAAGAUCUUUUGGGCGACGGAAUUUUCACUGUAGAUGGCGAUAAAUGGCGUCAUCAGAGAAAGACAUCUAGCUAUGAGUUCUCUACUGGAGUGUUGAGAAAAUUCAGCAGUGUCGUCUUCCAAAAGAACGCAGCAAAACUUGCUCGCGUAGUAUCAGAGGAUGCAAACUCCAAACCGACAGUAGAUAUUUUCGAUUUGUUUCUGAAAGCAACUUUAGAUUCGACGUUCCAAGUCGGAUUCGGCAUUCAGCUAGAUAGCAUGUGCGGAUCAAGUGAUGAGGGAACAUUGUUUGCCAAUGCAUUUGAUGAUUCAAGUGAAAUGACGGCGUGGCGUUAUGUUGAUGCCUCAUGGACGAUCAAGAGGUUUCUAAAUAUCGGAUCCGAAGCAAAACUAAAGAAAAAUGUGAAAGUGAUUGAUGAGUUUGUCUACAAACUAAUUCAUACAAAGAUUGAUCUAAUGUCCAAUUCACCAAAUGAUGCUUCUAUGAAGAAAGAUGAUAUACUGUCAAGGUUUCUAGCAUCGAACGUAACAGAUCCGAAAUAUUUAAGGGACAUAAUUCUCAAUUUCAUAAUUGCUGGCAGAGAUACAACAGCUGCAACUCUUUCUUGGUUCCUUUACAUGCUCUGCAAGCACCCACACAUCCAAGUAACUGUUGCACAAGAAGUAAGGGAAGCCACUAGAGUAAAAGAUAACCUGUCAUUUGAAGAGUUUGCAGCAUUAGUGACAGAAGAAGCCUUAGAAAAAAUGCAGUACCUUCAUGCAGCUAUAACUGAGACUCUAAGGCUCCACCCUGCAGUUCCUAUGGAUCCAAAGAUUUGUUUUUCUGACGACACAUUGCCUGACGGAUUCGAUGUCAAGAAAGGAGAUAUGGUAGCUUAUGUACCAUAUGCAAUGGGAAGGAUGAAGUUUAUAUGGGGAGAUGAUGCAGAAGUAUACCGCCCAGAAAGGUGGCUCAAUAAGGAUGGGGUUUUCCAAAAUGAGAGUCCUUUUAAGUUCACAGCAUUUCAGGCAGGGCCUCGUAUUUGCUUGGGGAAAGAAUUUGCUUAUAGGCAGAUGAAGAUCUUUUCUGCAGUUUUGCUGCAAUUCUUCACAUUCAAGUUGGCUGAUGAAACAAAAGUUGUAAACUAUAGAACCAUGAUCAAUCUUCAUAUCAAGGGUGGACUGCAUCUUCAUGCUUUUCUGAGAACUGGAUAAAAUGUCAUCUAAAGUCCUAGACAUAGACAACUUGAGAUCUCAUUAUCAAUCCGGGGCUUGUUUGAAUUUUUCCGUUUAAAGUGCAUUUGUAGAGCGAACCCAACUUCUAUUUUAGCAAGAAAAUAAUCAUCUCCUGAAUAACUUUUUCUCAAA